Messenger RNA from Catharus ustulatus (Swainson's thrush), 828 nucleotides. Its product is annotated as erythroblast NAD(P)(+)--arginine ADP-ribosyltransferase-like. Lineage: Eukaryota; Metazoa; Chordata; Aves; Passeriformes; Turdidae. The coding region runs from base 1 to 828 and encodes 275 amino acids. Gene Ontology annotation, molecular function: NAD+-protein-arginine ADP-ribosyltransferase activity; NAD+ poly-ADP-ribosyltransferase activity. The transcript is spliced from 2 exons. The record is from RefSeq and is a predicted model, not a curated record.
AUGGCCCCCCUGGCUCAGACCCUGGCACUGCUGGCAAUGGCCGUGGCCACUGCAGCCAUCCAAGAGGAGACCCUGGACAUGGCCCCGAAGUCCUUUGAUGACCAGUACCUGACCUGUGCCGAUGACAUGGUCAAGAGACUGCCAGAACUCAACAGCACCGAGUUCAGCCAGAAUGCUGAGUAUGCCCAGGUCUGGCCUAAAGCCAUGGUCAACUGGCAGAGGAAGGGGAGCCCCACGACCCCUCUGAGCCAGGACGAGGCCAUCGCCGUCAUGAUCUACACCAUGAAGGACGUGUACAGUCAGUUCAACGCGGCCGUGCGCGAGGCCGGGAGCUCCCGCCAGCAAUACCGGAACAACUUCCAAUUCAAAACGCUGCAUUUCCUGCUCACCCGGGCCCUGCAGAAGCUCAGAGUCCCCAACGAGUGCAAGGAUGUGUUCAGGGGGGUGAGGGAUUACCAGUUCAAGGUGAAGAAAGGUGACAAAGUUCGCUUUGGUCAGUUUGCGUCGACGUCGCUGAGCCGUCAGGUCUCGGAGAGGUUUGGCACGGACACGAUGUUCCGUGUGCACACGUGCCACGGCGCAGACAUCCAGAAAUUCUCCAACAACCCCAGCGACAGGGAGGUGCUGGUACCGCCCUUUGAGACCUUCGAUGUCACCAGUGUCACUCAGGAAGGGAGUACGAUGAACAUUGAGCUGCGCUCCACCGGGAACAUCAGCAACUACAACUGCGAGUGGCUGCGAGGUGGGUCCCUCCCCAGGACCUCCCCCCAACUCUGGGGGCUUUUUCUGGCCACUGUGGCCAUGGCAGUGGUCACUGGAAGCCUCUGA